Messenger RNA from Dioscorea cayenensis subsp. rotundata (Guinea yam), 1167 nucleotides. RefSeq lists its product as uncharacterized. NCBI's taxonomy places the organism in Eukaryota, Viridiplantae, Streptophyta, Magnoliopsida, Dioscoreales, Dioscoreaceae. The transcript is spliced from 8 exons. The record is from RefSeq and is a predicted model, not a curated record. The coding region runs from base 77 to 973 and encodes 298 amino acids. Gene Ontology annotation, molecular function: S-adenosylmethionine-dependent methyltransferase activity.
UCUGUGACCACGAACCCGCCACGCAAAGCUUCGAAACCCUCUCUAAAAUGGCGUCUUCUCGAGGAUCUCCAUCUUCAUGGCUGCCAUUGCUUCGCCCCCGUUGCUUCUUCGUCUAGGGAGAGCCCAUUCCCUUUGGUCUCGCUCCCCAUUUGCAGCUGUUUUCUCUAAGCCUUCUUCACGACGUAUUUUCUUUGGUUUUGGGGCCUCUGUUCUAGAUCAGCUCGGCCGCAUGACCUCUCUCGGAAGCCGCUUCUCCACCGCUUCAGCGAGGCCUCAGCAGGAUGUGUCUCCGGUCGAGCAGGUUUUGAAGAAUGUGGAAUGGCCAGAGGUGUUCCCAUUCAAGGCUGAGGAUUUCAGCCGAUUCGAUGAAUCAUCGGAUUCUUUGUUCUACUCGGAACCUCGAUUUGUUACGCAUAUUGAUGAUCCAGCUAUCGCUGCGCUUACGAGGUACUAUUCAAAGGUUUUUCCACCGAGUAACACUCCUGGCGUGUCUCUCUUAGAUUUGUGCAGCAGCUGGGUUAGCCACUAUCCUCCUGGGUACAAGCAAGAUAGAAUUGUGGGAAUGGGCAUGAACGAAGAAGAGCUCAAGCUGAAUCCGAUAUUGACUGACUAUAUUGUGCAAGAUCUAAAUGAGAACCCCAAACUUCCAUUUGCUGAUGAUUCUUUUGAUGUCAUAACCAAUGUGGUAAGUGUUGACUACCUGACCAAACCGAUCGAAGUUUUCAAGGAGAUGCAACGGAUACUCAAACCAGGUGGUCUAGCUGUAAUGAGUUUCUCAAAUCGUCUAUUCUGGACCAAAGCCAUCUCUAUUUGGACAUCUACCGGUGAUGUUGAUCAUGCCUGGAUUGUUGGGGCCUACUUCCAUUAUGCUGGAGGCUUUGAACCCCCUGUGGCCGUGGACAUAUCCCCCAACCCAGGGCGAUCGGAUCCCAUGUAUAUAGUGUAUUCAAGGAAGAAGCUAAAUACUGUAUGAUUACUGAAUAUAUGUUUAUAUAUAUACACUCUGAAUAUAUAUAUAUAUAUAUAUAUAUAUAUAUAUACAGGUGAGCAACAUAGUUUUCUACUUAUGAGUCUAUAACUUUUGUUUUGUUUUGUAAGAGGUGCAUAAAUCGUAGGAGAUAUAUUGCCAAUUGAUUUAAAAGAAAAACUGUCUGUUUAUUCAAAUUA